Molecule: messenger RNA, 450 nt
Organism: Hibiscus syriacus
Lineage: Eukaryota; Viridiplantae; Streptophyta; Magnoliopsida; Malvales; Malvaceae
Product: heavy metal-associated isoprenylated plant protein 43-like
Exons: 4
Coding region: 1-450 (149 amino acids)
Source: RefSeq, a predicted model, not a curated record
AUGACCAGCCUUUCUUUUGUUGGUCCCAUGGUGAAGAAGACUGUUUUGAAAGUUGAUAUCUCAUGCCAUAAAAGCAGGAAGAAGCUUCUUAAGGCAAUCUCCGGACUACAAGACAAGAUAGAGGUGGAUGGUGGUAAGAGAACCACAUCAGUAACCGGUGAUGCCGACCCGUAUGAGAUUAUUGUUCGAACAAGCAAAGUAGGCAAACAUGUAGAUCUGCACGAAGGUGGAUUAAGGGUAUUACACGUAAGGCCUCCUCCACAACCUCCAAAGGAACCCCAAAAGAAGCCUGAAGAGAAGAAGGCUGAACCCAAGAAAGAUGAUAAGAAGACCGACCCUUUGAUAAUGCCUCACUUCCACAACCCAUUAACUUGUCCCGUCUGUCACCGAAUGCAUGUCGUCUAUACAGAACCAACACAGGAUGCUCUAUCAUGUAAUAAUAAGCCUUAA